AUAAAAGAAUUAUUUGAAGUUCUAAAAUGGUACGCAUCAUGCUAUAAAAUUACUUUUAUUUCUCCGAAAAUGCAUGUCAUUCUCAAGUUUUGAUUUCCCAGUUUAUGUCUAUUCAUUCAGAGGAAAAAAUGUUUCGUUUCAUGUAGAAUCUUAGAAAAUCGCCAAGAUUAUGGUAUCAAAUAUUUUAUAUGCAAUCCCACUGCUCCUUGGAUUAUUAUUUGUAUUCAUUGUAGGUCUUUGCUCAUUCAAAUUAAGUGAACAAAAUAAACUGAGAAAGAUAAGAAGACAGGAACUAAGCUAUCGUACUUUUAUAAGUACUGAUCUAUAAGUAAUUUCUGGUUUGAAAAAUCAACGUAAAUAUUGUGCUCAAUUCUUUAACGAUUUUUUCUUGUGAUGGAUGAACUCACUCUUGAUCUUUAUGAAACACGCCUACCUUGAUCUUUAUUUUGCAACAGUAACAGAUAGCGCCUAAAGUUUCAACAAUUCCGAUUACCGUGAACAUUGUAUCCAGAUCUUCAACGAUUUUUUUCUUGUGAUUGAUGAACUCACUCUGGACCUUUAUGAAACACACCUUCCUUGAUCUUUAUUUUGCAACAUAGCGUCUAAAGUUUCAACAAUUCCGAUCACCGUGAGCAUUGUAUCCAGAUCUUCAUCGAUUUUUUCUUGUGAACUCACUUUUGAUCUGUAUGAAAGACGCCUACCUUGAUCUUUAUUUUGCAACAGUAACAGAUAGCGCCUAAAGUUUCAACAAUUCCGAUCACCGUGAACAUUGUAUCCAGAUCUUCAACGAUUUUUUUCUUGUGAUUGAUGAACUCACUCUGGACCUUUAUGAAACACACCUUCCUUGAUCUUUAUUUUGCAACAUAGCGUCUAAAGUUUCAACAAUUACGAUCACCGUGAGCAUUGUAUCCAGAUAUUCAUCGAUUUUUUCUUGUGAACUCACUUUUGAUCUGUAUGAAGCACGACUACCUUGAUCUAUAUUUUGCAACAGUAACAGAUAGCGCCUAAAGUUUCAACGUUUCUGAUCAUCGGGAACAUAGUGUCCAAAUCUUUAAUGAUUUUUUCUUCUUGUGACUGAUGAACUUACUCUUGAUCUUUAUGAAACACGCCUACCUUGAUCUAUAUUUUGCAACAGUAAGAGAUAGACCUUAAAGUUUCAAUAUUUCCGAUAACCAUGGAUAUCGUGCCCAGAUCAUCUACCUUUAUUUUUCUUGACAGAUGAUUUCACUAAUGAUCUUCAUGGAACACGAGCAAUGGUUCGUGAUAAUUCCUCUGAACCUUUUACAACAUUAAAUUUGACAAAAUUUUCUGCGGAGCCUAAAUCGUUGAUGGGCAGUACAGAAGUUGCAUCUUCCGUUAAUUACACAAUUAUUUUUGUUGCUGUUGCUGUUUUUACAAUUCUCUACUUGAUUUUUUGGUACUAUUGUUUAAAAUGUUGCUGCUAUUCCAUCAGACAGUGCAUUGAUAAUAAAACCAUCACUCGAGGAGACGUCCAUGAAUCUCCACCGCAACCAUCUACCACAUCUGGAAUAAACAUACGGAAUCACCGCGUUACCUCAGAUGAAUCCCCGCUCAUAGUGUCACAUCAUGAAGUUGCACCACACUCUCAACGGCUUCCACCGUACGAUCCACCACGAUACGAUCAGAUCUUUGUAACAUCAUAUCAACGUCAUUAUCAAGAAUGGGAUCAACAGUUGCAACAAAACUCAGACAUAGGGGUGUCUAAUGCUUCUGUUUACAAUAGAAUUUCACCACCACCACCUUACGAAGAAUGCUUAAGAACCUAAACAGAACAUGUCUAUGAAUGUACAUUAAGAGCAUGUCUAUGCACGUACAGGGUGGGGUAAAUAAAAGUGGCCCUGGAGAACAGUGUUCCACGCAACAAAGAAGAGCAGCAAAGGAAAGUAAAUAUUUCACUAACAUGCCAAAGAGCAGAUGUUGUAAGCGACCUCCAUUCAUUUCUUGGCAUUAUUUGGACCCUGGUCAACAAGUUGUGGAAGGCAAAUCGAAGCUUAGCAUCUGGAAUAGCUGCAAUCUCUCGUCAGAAACGUUUUUCCUGCCUUACUUGUAGACUAAGAAAGUUGUUGCAGUACCCCUUAUUUGUAAUACUCGAGGUUUCCUCACAAAACGAAAUUGUUUACUGACAAAACAGUGGUGUGAUUACUUGCAUGUAUUCAAGAUAAGUCGUAUUCUCGCAUCCGGCCACUUUUAUUUGCCCCAUCCUGUAUAUUCAAACUACGGUACAACUUAGAGGAUUGUUUAAAUGUAUUCUUAGUAUUCUUAUCUUGAUAUUUGUAUUGCCCGACCUGUAUAUUCAAACUACGGUAAAACUUAGAAGAUUGUUCAAAUGUGUUCUCAUCUUGAUAUUUGUAUUGCCCCAUCCUGUAUAUUCAAACUACGGUACAAUUUAGAAGAUUGUUUAAAUGCAUUCUUAUCUCGAUAUUUCUAUUGCCCAUCCUGUAUAUUCAAACUAUGGUACAACUUAGAAGAUUGUUUAAAUAUAUUCUUAUCUCGAUAUUUGUAUACUGGAUUUACAAUGACAUCACUUCAGAGAUAAUAAAAAAAAAUUUAGAUGUA
Molecule: messenger RNA, 2577 nt
Organism: Parasteatoda tepidariorum (common house spider)
Lineage: Eukaryota; Metazoa; Arthropoda; Arachnida; Araneae; Theridiidae
Gene: s-cup
Product: spermiogenesis-related protein stanley-cup
Source: RefSeq, a predicted model, not a curated record